CAGGAAAGGGGCUGAGCUGGCGGCCGCGGGUUUCCUGUAGGUUCCAGCUCCGCAGGCGCCAGGAGCCGGAGCAGCCUGUGCGGGAGCACCCAGGCCUGUGCCAGGUUGAUGAAGAGGGAGUGCUGUGACCCCGAGCCCGUGACAGUCAUUUCAGGGCCCCCGGGCGGGCUGUGAGCGCGGCCCCCGGUGCCGGAGCCGGCGCCGGCCGCCCCGCCGCGCCGCACGGAGCAUGCCUCUGAGCCCCGCCGGCAGCAAACAUGAGAGCCCGGAGUCGCCGCCGCCAGAGCAGCCGCCGCCGCCGGAACGACAGCCCCGCGCCGCCGCCGGGGAGCCGGGAGCCGGCCUGCGGGAGGAGACGCGGCUCGACCCGGCCCGGGGCCCCGGCGGGCCCCGCUCCCCCAAGCUGGCGGCCCCGGCGCGCAUGGAGGAGCCCGCGCCCGGCGCCAUCGUCGUCCGCAUCGGCAUCCCCGACCUCCAGCAGACGAAGUGUCUGCGGCUGAAUCCCGACGUGCCGGUGUGGAUCUCCAAGCAGCGCAUCCUGUGCACGCUGAACCACAGCCUGAAGGAUGUUCUGAACUACGGGCUGUUCCAGCCGGCCUUCAACGGCCGCGCCGGCAAGUUCCUGGACGAGGAGCGCCUGCUGCGGGAGUACCCCCUGAACCCCGACACGCCCGUCCCCUACCUGGAGUUCCGGUACAAGCGGCGUGUGUACACCCAGGCCCUGCUGGAUGACAAGCAGUUUGCCAAGCUCCACACGAAGGCAAAUCUGAAGAAGUUCAUGGAGUACGUGCAGAUGCUCAAUGCGGAGAAGGUCUGCAGGCUGCUGGAGAAGGGACUGGACCCCAACUUCCAUGAUCCGGAUACUGGAGAGUGUCCCCUGACGGCGGCCGCCCAGCUGGAGCUCAGCGCCGAGAUGAUCAAGGCUCUGCGCAACGGGGGAGCGCACCUGGAUUUCCGGACGCGGGAGGGGAUGACGGCUCUGCACAAGGCCGUGCGGUGCCGCAACCACGCGGCGCUGCUGACGCUGCUGGACCUGGGUGCCUCCCCGGACUACAAGGACAGCCGGGGGCUGACGCCGCUGUACCACAGUGCCAUGGUGGGGGGGGACCCCUACUGCUGCGAGCUGCUGCUGCACGACUACGCCCGGCUGGGCUGCGUGGACGAGAACGGCUGGCAGGAGAUCCACCAGGCAUGUCGCUAUGGCCAUGUGCAGCACCUGGAGCAUCUUCUGUUCUACGGAGCGGAUAUGACUGCGCAGAACGCCUCAGGAAACACGGCUCUCCACAUUUGCGCUCUCUAUAACCAGGAGAGCUGUGCUCGGGUCCUCCUCUUCCGCGGUGCGAGCAAAGAGAUCCGCAACUACAACAGCCAGACGGCGUUCCAGGUGGCCAUCAUUGCAGGAAAUUUCGAAUUGGCUGAAAUCAUCAAAACCCACAAAGAGUCUGAUGUUGUGCCUUUCAGAGAAACUCCCAGCUACACGAAGCGGAGACGGAUCCUCGGCGCUGGCGGCCUGUCCUCCCCGCGCAUGCUGCAGCGCUCGGCCAGCGACAACAACCUGAAGGCGGAGAGCCGGGCGUCCUACUCGCCGGUGCCCUCGCUGCGCAGCCUUCCCCCGCAGCUGCUGGCGCAGAUGCAGGAGGCGGCGGCGGGGGACGGCAGCCUGGCCAGCUCCGGCAGCGCCCGCAGCGCCCACAGCCGCUCCCCGUCCCUGCAGCGGGUGCAGGAGGAGAAGGAGGCCGACCUGCCCACGCUCCGGAGGAGCAGCCGCGGCAAGGCCAGCCCCGGCGGCCCGGCGGGGCCCCCCGGGCCCGGCUCCGAGCCCGCGCCGCACGCCGCGCCCGCCCCGCUGCGCGGGCCCAAGCGGAAGCUGUACAGCGCCGUGCCCGGCCGCAAGUUCAUCGUGGUGAAGAGCUACGCGCCGCAGGGCGAGGGCGAGAUCCAGCUCAACCGGGGCGAAGCCGUCAAGGUGCUCAGCAUCGGCGAAGGUGGCUUUUGGGAAGGAACCGUGAAGGGCAGGACUGGCUGGUUCCCGGCAGAAUGCGUGGAGGAGGUGCAGAUGCGGCAGUACGACCCGCGGCAAGAAACCAGAGAAGACAGAACAAAGCGGCUCUUCCGACAUUAUACCGUGGGCUCGUACGACAAUUUCACCUCUCACAGUGACUACAUCAUUGAGGAGAAGACGGCCGUGCUGCAGAAGAGGGAGCAUGAGGGAUUCGGGUUUGUGUUGCGAGGGGCCAAAGCUGAAACGCCGAUUGAGGAGUUCACCCCCACCCCGGCCUUCCCCGCGCUGCAGUACCUGGAGUCAGUGGACGUGGAAGGUGUGGCGUGGCGAGCAGGGCUGCGCACCGGAGACUUUCUGAUCGAGGUGAAUGGUGUCAACGUGGUGAAGGUGGGGCACAAGCAGGUGGUCUCCUUGAUCCGGCAAGGCGGGAACCACCUGGUGAUGAAGGUUGUCUCCGUGAGCCGCAAGCCAGAGUCAGAAGAAGUUGUUCGCAAGAAGGCUCCGCCGCCUCCCAAGAGAGCGCCCAGCACCACCCUGACGCUGCGUUCCAAGUCCAUGACGGCCGAGCUGGAGGAGCUGGCCUCCAUGCGGAGAAGAAAAGGGGAGAAACUGGACGAGAUUUUGGCGGCAGCCGAGCCCGCGCUGAGAGCAGACAUUGUGGAAGCAGAUUCUCGGGCAGCCACUGUGAAGCAGCGACCAACAAGCCGGCGCAUCACGCCAGCAGAAAUCAGUUCCCUCUUUGAACGCCAGGGAAUGGCAGCACACUCGGGGGUCCUGGCGGGAGCUGAGAAGCCCCAUGUUUCACUGCGCAAAGGAAUUCCACGGACAAAAUCUGUAGGUGAAGACGAGAAACUUGCUGCUUCGUUACUGGAUGGGAAGUUUCCCCGGAGCACAUCGAUGCAAGACACUGUCAGGGAAGGACAUGGGAUUCCACCCCCGCCUCAAACAGCCCCACCCCCGCCUCCUUCUCCAUAUUACUUUGACACAGGCCCCCCUCCAUCCUUCUCGCCACCUCCGCCCCCAGGAAGAGCUUAUGAUACCAUAAGAUCGAGCUUUAAGCCAAGCCUGGAGGCUAAACUGCACGGGCUCCCGCAGGUCAUCAGCGCGGCUGAGGUGUACGAUCAGGCGAGGACCUCCAUCCCUUACCCGGAACGGCAGAAGAGGGCGCGAUCCAUGAUCAUCCUGCAGGACUCCUCCCAUCUUCCCGUGGAACCAACGGAGAUCCCCCGGCCUGGCCCCUCCGCGACCCCUCCCGAGAAGCUGAAGAGGAAGGGGAGAGUGAUCGACAACCCUUACGCCAACAUGGGGCAGUUCAACGUCAGCCUGUUUGCCCCCACCAAGCCCCAGAGGAAGAAGAGUCCCCUGGUGAAGCAGCUGCAGGUGGAGGACGCGCAGGAGAGAGCGGCUCUGUCCAUCACCGGCGGCUUCACCAGAGAGCCCUCUCCCACGCGCAGGAGCCAUCGCCUGAGCGGGGUGGAGUACCAGCACCACGCCGGCAUCGCUCAGGUCGAAGCCACGAGCAUCCCCUUCGCCACUGCCAUCGCCGGAGUCAUGAAGGACCGAGACCGUCGCCUGGAUGAGAGGCGGAAAUCCACUGUCUUCCUCUCGGUCGGGGCCAUCGAAGGGACGCCCCCCAGCAGCGACAUGCCGUCCUUGCAGCAGUCCAGGUCCAUCGACGAGCGGUUGUUAGGAAGCCGAGAUGUACUACUGCCUUCCCCUGUCUCAGCUUUAAAGCCAUUAAUCAGCAGCUCCUCCUCGACGUUCAUCCACCCCCUGACGGGCAAGCCCCUGGAUCCGAACUCUCCACUGGCGCUUGCGCUGGCCGCAAGGGAACGGGCCCUGUCCACGCAAGUCCCAUCCCGGUCGCCCACCCCCAUCCACAGCCCGGACUCCGACAGAGCAGCACCCCUGUUCGUGGACAUCCAAACCAAAGAACCCGAGAGGGGGGAGCUGGAGAGCUUGGUGUCCCCUGCCUACUCACCCGGAGGCAAAGGGGCCAUCGGGACGGACUCUGGGACUUUGGCCCCUGCCAAGAGCCAGUGGGGGACUCCGUCCACGCUGAGAAAAGAGACCGAGGCACGAGCAGAAACACCUGGGAAGGAGGAGAAGAAACAAGAAGACAAGAAGUCCAUGAUUAUUAGCAUAGUGGACACGUCGCAGCAGAAGACCGCUGGCCUCAUCAUGGUUCAUGCCACAAGUAAUGGCCAAGACGAGAUAGGACUGGAGAUGAAGGAGGAGCAAGCGGCUGUCCCCGAAGCAUGCACAGAGCCGGCCGAGUCCCCCCCGGCAGAGCCCCAGCCCAGUCCCGUGGGAAAGCCCCCGGCCAGCCCGGCCUCCGACAAGACGCUGGGCCAGGGCAGCUCGGAGGAGGAAGUGGAGCCCUACACGGUGACCCUCCCGCCAGCCCAGUUGUCCUCGAGCGACGAGGAGACCAGGGAGGAGCUGGCCAAGAUAGGGCUGGUGCCUCCACCAGAUGAGUUUGCGAACGGGGUACUGGUCACCACCCCCGGCACACCGGUCAGCCACCUGGCUACGCCUAGCACGCCAUCCAUACCAGCGGCAGCAGUAGCACCUUCUACCACUGGCGGAACACCCUCAGGGAAGCCCUCUGAUGCCCCCGUCGCCCCGGAGUCUGCUGCAGACUCGGGAGUGGAAGAGGUGGACACCAGAAGUUCAAGUGACCAUCACCUGGAGACCACAAGCACCAUCUCGACGGUCUCCAGCAUGUCCACGUUGUCCUCAGAAAGCGGGGAGCCUACUGACACAUACACUUCCUUUGCGGAUGGACAAACUUUUAUACUCGAGAAGCCACCAGUGCCUCCAAAGCCAAAACUCAAGUCCCAGCUCAGCAAGGGGCCAGUUACUUUCAGGGACCCACUUUUGAAGCAGUCUUCGGACAGCGAGCUCAUCUCCCAGCAACAUGCGGCCACGCUGGCAUCAGCCAGCAUCGGCCGGCCACGCUACCUCUUUCAGAGAAGGUCCAAGCUAUGGGGGGACCCCAUGGAGAGCAGGCCGAUCCAUGGGGCUGACGAUGACAAGCCAACUGUGAUCAGUGAGCUAAGUUCCCGACUACAGCAGCUGAACAAGGAUACUCGAUCACUGGGGGAGGAACCGGCCGGGUCCACCCUAGACCCCGGGAAGAAGUCGCCGGUGGUCGCAGCACGAUCUGAAAGAGAGACAGAAGAAAAAUAAGCCCUUUAGGCAUUUAGCUCCUAGGCGGAAGCAGAGAGGAUUUUCCCCAGGUGUAGAUAGCGCUUUCCUGCCUCUGUAUCUAUUCCGGCUGCAUUGGCAUCUCCGCUCCGACACCUCCCGACCAGUGAGACAUUUCACGUUGAAAAGCCAUCCAGGAGAAGGCAGAGCGGUAGCGGGCGAGGAGCCGCCCCGGAGCCUGCGGUGCCGCCGGCGAGCGUCGCACCCUCGGCCGCACCGGGACCGGCCACGCGCGGCGGUUACUGUGAUUCUCAUGGCUUCUCAAUGACUUGGGUUCUCUUCUGUACAAAGGGAUACACUUUUUUGGUUUGUUUUUUUUUUUAAAGAAGUUGUUGGUAUUUUUCCUUUGUCCAGACUAACGCCAUCCAUUCCCUGUUCUCCAUCAGCUCCUGUCUGUAAUUCUGACCGUAAAAGAAGAGAAAACAAACCCCACAGCACUUUGUUCCUGGUGGUGAAGAGCUUCGCCAGCCAAACCCGUUUGCAACCAGCCACAAAGUGCGGCGCGGUUUGCUCUGCGCCGGCAGCCCCGCUGCCGCAUGCAUGUGUCACCGCGCCCGGCGCCACCACUGCAUGUGCACCGCACACCGGCCCCGCGGCGCCGCAUCCACACUCUCGGUUCUCACCCAGACGGACUCACCUGUGGGUUUUUGUUCUGUUUUUAAUUUGACAGGGUCAGUUUGACUUCACCCUUAUUUUGUAUGGAUUUUUGGAGGAGAUUUCUCCUUCUCCAGAGUCAUGGAGGUGUGGCCAUUCGCCUCCCGCCCUUGACGUUGUGAUACACAUACCCCACAGAGAUCUAUGUUUCUUAUAUUAUAUUAUUAUUAAUUAUUAUUAUUAUUAUGUAAUAAAUUUAUAAGAAAGCUC
Columba livia (rock pigeon) is the source of this 6076-nucleotide messenger RNA. RefSeq names its product SH3 and multiple ankyrin repeat domains 3 (gene SHANK3). Gene Ontology annotation, molecular function: ionotropic glutamate receptor binding; synaptic receptor adaptor activity. The transcript has 25 exons. Bases 230 to 5194 code for a protein of 1654 amino acids. Gene Ontology annotation, cellular component: postsynaptic membrane; postsynaptic density; dendritic spine. NCBI's taxonomy places the organism in Eukaryota, Metazoa, Chordata, Aves, Columbiformes, Columbidae. The record is from RefSeq and is a predicted model, not a curated record.